GAACGGUUCCCAUUUAAAAGAAUCAAGUAUUCCAUAUAAUCUUCAGGUUAUUUAUAAAGAAAUGUAAUUGAUCAUCGGAUGAUUAAUGGAAUUUCUCCGGAGCUAUUACCUGCUAUCAAAGAGAAAGAUUUUCUCUCUGCUAUUAUUUCGAAACAUUUUUAAAAAUGUAGUUUUGCGGUUUCGCCAGAGGGCGUAUUAUGGCCAGUUGUGACCUCUGGCUAGAACUCCGUAAGGUCAGGUCAGUUUAACGCGGGAAUCGUGUUCGGUCUUGCUAUGUUAGGUUUGUUUAUUAAAGAAAACAAUAGUUUAGUUUAAGUGUGGAAGAGAAAAAACACGCUCAGGCGAUCGAAAUUACAACAGUAGUCGUAAGCAUAACCUAGUUUACUAUCAGGAGUACGAUCUAACGGUUAGCUUGAUAUAGUUUCGUAAGUAACUGUGAAUUUAGGGCUAAAUCCUCCUGAACAGGAAAAAUGGUCAAAUAAAUAAAUAAAUAAUAGCAAGAACAUGUUUUGUUUACGUGACCUUAAUUCGGUAUGUAAAUGCGUUAUUUCACGUCGUUAAUAUCAUUAAGCAACUAUAAUUUAUGUGGACAGAAGCAAAUAAAUGAAUUUUAAGAAGUGAAGUAAGAGUGUGACAGUGAACGAUAGUUUUCUAAGAAGACUGAAAAUGUUUAAACGAAAAAGUUUAAUUGGACGAAAGAACUUGACUAGAAAUAGUAAAUAUAGCAUAGGCUCUGCUAUUCUGGAUCCCGACACGGGUAACUUGGACGAAGAACAGCCGUACUGGUGGAAACAUUUGGAGAACAAUACGCUGAGUCGUCUGCCUUUGAAUUCGACUAAAUUUAGUCAAUCGACUGAUAUUCUAAAUUCCGACUCCGAAGUAGAUAGUAACCAGGCUCCGGACCAGUGGUGGAACAUGUUGAACGAUUUGGACAGUACAACUUCUGGAAAAAUGCAAAAAAGAAAGAAGGAGAAAGAUAUAACUGACAACAAUGUAUCUCAAGAGACCACGUACGAGCCUGUAAUAAGAAAGGCAAAGUUGCCUUUGCAUCCAAAGAAAAGGAAGAGUAGAGGUAAUAUUUUCUUGGACAUUUCAAGUGCUUCAGAGAACACUGUAUCUAGUUUACCUAGAAAUAAGACCGCGAGUAGUCCUGCCAAACGAGUAGACAAUAUCGGUCGAUCAGAUGAAAGUAGUACAAGCGACAUAAUAAAGCCGAGGCCUGACGUUUCUAAGAAAACCGCUAAGAAUAAAAGUAAGAAUGUGUCUGGUGCUGUACUGGCGGAAAACGAGUUAGGAUUACCAAAGCGAAAAUCUAUAAUAUUAGCUUCUAGCAGCGAGCUUGCAAACUCAGCUGCAACUGAAACCAGUGUUUCAAUUAUGAACGAAGACAAUAUUUCUGCGCAUCCAAAAGCGCAAAGUACAGUACUCGAAGGUAGUGCUAUGCCUGAGGCUGAUAGCACGAAAGAUAGUAAUAAUAGCAUCAAAGAACAUGUGAUACGUAAACCGAAGUCUGCGUUAUUAAUCCGACAUUUCAGAAAUAACAGGAGAAACCUGUUUAACGAUGUAAUCGAUGACGAGGAAACUACCAUGGAAAUAGAGGAAAAUAAGUUAGUUGAUAAAAGUAAUACAGGAAUUGAAGAAGACGUGGAACACUCAUCGAAGCAAUCGAAGUCUACGCUGAGAAUAUCUCCAGAAAUCGUUAAAGAAAUGUCUAAGAAGAACGUGGUGACUGAGGCUUCUUCAUUACCCGUCGAGACGUCGGAGAAUGAGGAUCUUUUCUCAGUUCCGGAGUUAACGCCAACUUCACGUACUUCUCAAGCAUUUGAUAGUACUCGAACGAGAAAGAGCAGGUAUUCUAGAAAUUUACGGAAACGAUCGGCUUCUAUUGACGUGGAAAAGGGACCAGAAGUUGCUUCAUCUGAGACCCCGACGAAAAGACAGACCCGUAGUUCGAGUAGGCGAGUCCCGAAACCGAUAGUAGAGGAGAUUGAAUUAACUGACGAGCCCGUGCAGCACGAUCGCUCCAAGAAGAAAAAUACCAGAAGACGACUUAUUAGCGAAUCUGUUGCCGAAGAUAAUGUUCAGGUAUUGAAAACUAGAAACACAAGUAACGAGCAGAAGAACAUGGUAUCACCUGUUGCCGAAGAAGCUAAGCAAAUUAAGGUUCAAGAUUCUUCAAAGAGUCCGAGUAGGCUGCGAGGACGUUCACCUAUGGUCACGAGUAACAUUGAAACGGAAAAAGACAUCCUUCAAAAGCGGAAUACCAGGAGUACGAGCAGAGUCCGAAAUCAAUUACUAUCACCAGUUACAGAAACGACUGACCAAAAUAUAAAAACAGAGGCCACGAAAAGAAGAAGUAAACGUCUGACCAAGUCACAAGAACAUUCUGUUAAACCUGUUACGAGUGAGUCUGAAUCGGAUGAAGAUAUUUUUAUUUGUAAGCAGAAUAACAAGAAUACGAGCAACGUACAGAAAGAAUCAUCACCUAGUAAAGAAAAAACUGAGGACAAUCGGGGAGGUUCAUUUCUUGCUACUAGUGAGGGUAAAUUAGAGGAUACGAGCGCUUUGAAGCGACAUAUCAAGAGUAAACAGCCGGUAUCACCUGAAAAACAGCACGCGGCAGGAAAUGUUGAACAAAUUGGGGGAAUAGAUGCUUCAAGAAGAAAAACUCCAUCUACACGAUUGAAUGAAAGAAGUGGUCAUUUAAGUAAAUCGCAACGAGAUGGGAAAGUUCCUGUUACAGGUGUGUCUAAAUCAGACUUAGGAGAGAAUGUUGUAAACGAAGAACGAUCUGAAUCAUCUACUGUGCGAGAUGUUUCGUCAAAUAAAAGUACGAGUUCAUCGCGAAAUUACACGUUAAGGCUUGUUUCCAGCGAUUCUGAAUCGGAAAACAAAUCGUUUACUUCAAAACGUAGCGGCAAAAGGAGAUCGAAAAAGAACGCACCUGUUGCAUCUGUUGUGAACGAAAUGAAAUCCAUUAGCAUCGAAAAAACUCCUAAAAGAGCGAGCGAUAAUUUUCCGAGUAAGCCGCACGCAUCGUUUAUACAAAUGUUAAAUAAACCUGAAUUGGAAAAAGUCGAGGAUAUUCCAGAACGAAACAGGAAGACGAUAAAUGAAAUCGAGGAGGAACUAGAUUUAUCUCGUACGCUCAUUAGUCAAUCGAUCGGUGCGACGAAUAUUUCGAAAAAACUGAAUGUUCGCUUAAAUUGGUCUACUAAACUUUUCGAGUCUUCAUCGGACGAAGAUUCUGAAGAGGAGUUUUCAAAACAAAAUAGAAAUAAUUUGAUUGAAGUGCGAGAAAGAACUUCUUCUACACCCCAGAAAGAUAUAAGAUCUAGUGCGAAGAGCAAAAACAAACGAUCGGAAUUGCUUGAUAUUAGCGUGUCUCAGUCGUUGAAAUUCGAGAGAAGUAUAAGUAAGCGAGAAGGAAGCCCGAAGCAAACUGAUUUAGCCAUUAGUCCAAACAGUCCUGAGAUUCAAACCGGUCGACCACCUACCAAAGAAGAAUCAAUUUCGUCAACUAUAAAUAAGUCGAUAGGAAAGGUUGAGACUACUGAAAACGUUCGGGGCAAAAGUUUAAACACUUUAAUUAAAGACGCGAAACAAAAUAGACUAGUAGUAGUUCUCGAGAAACUGAAGGAGAAGGAUGCGUUCAAUCCAGAUGCUCCUACUAGUGCUAAAAGGGAUAAUAAGAAGAAUAUAAGCAGAAGGAAAAAAUCUGUUCCAAAUGUUUCCAGCAAACCGGAAAUUAAAAAUAAAGCGCAGUCGAUAGAGAAGGUUGAGAUUAUUGAAAACGUUCGGGGCAAAAGUUUAAACACUUCAAUUAAAGACGCGAAACAAGAUAGAUCACUAGGAGUUCUCGAAAAAACGAAGGAUACGUUCAAUCCAGAUCCUCCUCCUAGUGUUAAAAGAGAUAAUAAGGAGAAUGCAAGCAGAGGGAAAGAAUCUGUUCCAAAUGUUUCCAGCAAACUGGAAAUUAAAAAUAAACCGCUUAUCAGCAAGGAUGUAAGUGCGAUUCAGAGUCCGUCUGGUGUAAAUGCGACGCCUCUUUCGACUAAUAAAAAACAGAUAAUUUCAAACACUAGUAAGAAAACGCCUAGGAAACCGUUGGUCGCUACGAGCAGAGAUAACAAACACGUUUCAAAGGGACAAAAGAGCAUUACGAAUUUCUUAAAAGUAGAAAAUGGGAUGCCGGCUUCGGUGUUCUUUUCAAAUAAGAGCCAGGUGGAAGAGUUGAAGAAGAAAUUGGACAGAGUGAAGGAGCAGGCAAUGGCUGAUACGCAGGGCAAGAAGACUGAGAAAGUAACAAGCCCGAUUAAAAAGGGAAUAACAUCAAAGUCUAAGAAGCAGGGUCCAACGAAACCGAUUCACAAGGCUUACCUGGUGAACGGGCAACCGUACAAACCACCUAAACUCGUUCGUCCGAAAAUGUGGGUCACCGAUCGUUUUUACAAACACUUGUGGAAGCACCUGGAACCCAAGUAUAAAUUAGAGACGAGAGUGGUCUCCGAAAACUUUGUGCAGCAACUCGCAAAUGUAACGUCGAGGAUAAUGAGAGUUAAAUCCUUUGCGAAAUACAAGACUGACAUGUACUGUUUGAUGAAAGAAAUGGCACGACUCGGUAUUAUUCGUAAUCGUUGGGAUUUUUAUAACUUCUGCCACGACUUCUUCCCUUACGAGCUUCGCUUUAAAUUGGUGCCGAUGAUGUUGCCGGGAAACAUUAGAAAUAUACCGUACAGUCCAGAGAAGCUGUACGAGCCUAUUUAAGAAUCUCGAACGCUCCCCCCUGAAUUAAAAUAUGGAUCUUAA
Ceratina calcarata is the source of this 4809-nucleotide messenger RNA. RefSeq names its product serine/arginine repetitive matrix protein 2. The transcript is spliced from 3 exons. Lineage: Eukaryota; Metazoa; Arthropoda; Insecta; Hymenoptera; Apidae. The record is from RefSeq and is a predicted model, not a curated record.